This is a messenger RNA of Chlamydomonas reinhardtii, 2958 nucleotides long. RefSeq lists its product as uncharacterized. The record is from RefSeq and is a predicted model, not a curated record. The transcript is spliced from 12 exons. Lineage: Eukaryota; Viridiplantae; Chlorophyta; Chlorophyceae; Chlamydomonadales; Chlamydomonadaceae. Bases 57 to 2408 code for a protein of 783 amino acids.
GGUCACGGCCAAACAAAUGUCGGAAUGCGUGUUAGCAUUUCAGGACCCCCUUCAACAUGUGGACUCCUUUACCACAGCUUUUACUCCUAGUAGCUAUUCGUCUUUCAUCAUCAGCAACUCAUUUGCGUGGAGGGCACCAAGCUCCCCACCCAGCGCCACUUGAUGCCACACUCGUUGCUUGGUAUGCCGAGCAAUACAAGGAGUAUAAUGUGUCCAGCCGCAUCCUGCGGCGACCGACACCUGCUGGCGGGGGAGCUGCAGUAGGCUCAGGACAUACACAUGACACCGGCCCGCAGCCGGCGGACUGCAACGCCCUGGAGCAGCUGCUGCAGCUGCAACAGCCGCGGCUGUCCGCAAACAGCAACGCCAGCGCCGAGGCGCAACGGGCCGGGCGCCAAGUGACAGCCCCGGGCCACAGCCUGCGCUACAACUUCAGCAUCCCACUGACACGGCGGCUGGCGGGCCUGAGCUAUGUGGGGCACGCGGCGCGGCUGCGGCUGCUGCUGCAGCGCAUCCGGCGAGGAGAGGCGGUGGUGGUGGGCGGUCUGGGCGGCAGCAUCACCGCGGGCCAGGGCGUGGGGCUAUCCUGGACGCGCGGGUGGCUGGGACACAUGGACACGUGGCUCAACGCCGCACUGCCGCCCCUGGAAGCCACACGUGCACGCUGUGCCGCCGCCGCUGCCGCCGCCGCAACGAGCCGGGCUGGCACGGGCGGCAGCAGCGCCUUCGCUGGGGCGGCGGAGGAAACCAGCAGGGAGGCGGCGGGACCCCUGCGUAUGCGGCGGGUGGGGCGCAGUGCGCUGCAGCAGAAUGGUGUUCAGCAGCGCGGGGCUGCGGACACGGCUAGUCUGCAGCUGCGGCCACAGCUGACCCGACACGUGGUGCACAGCGGAGCGGUGCCAGGCACCCAGUCUUCCUACGUGUCGGCCUGCCUGGCCCAGCACCUGCCGCCCGCCCCCGACCUGGUGCUUGUGGAGUUUGCCGUCAACGACCCGCCCACGCCCUCGCCAGCCUACACCGACCCCGCCCGCCGCGCCUUCGAGCGGCUGCUGCGCAAGCUGCUGCGGCUGCCCUCGCGGCCGGCAGUGGUGCUGGUCAACAUGUACGCACACAACGCACCCGCGCCGGAUGGCAGCGGAUGCUGCAAGUUCUGGAACACCGCCGAGCGCGACUUCGGCGAGCUGGCUGCGCACUACGGCCUGCCCGCGAUCAGUCUCAAGGCCGCGGUGUGGGCGCACACAGCCGCCAACACCAGCGGCAGCGAGGCUCUGGCGGCGGGGGCACUGUUCAACGCGGGCCGCUACCACCCUGGCCCGGGCGGCCACGUGGUUGCGUUCGAGCUGCUGCUCACGCUGCUGCAGGAGCUGGCGGCGGCGGACUGGCGGCUGGCUCACGCACUGGCCCGGCAGCAGCACGACACGGCGGCGGCGGCGGCGGCAGGUGGCGGCGAGGCGCAGCAUCUGGCGGCGGCUGAGGCGGAGCUGCGGGCCGAGUUUGAGGCGGAGGCGGCCCGGCCGCUGCCGGCACCACUGGGCGCUGAGAACUGGGAGCCGGAGCGCGGCAGCAGCUGCCUCAUACAGCAGGAGUUCCAUGCGCUCGUGAUGGGUCCGGAGCCGCCACAGGGCGCCGCUACUGCCACUGCUGCGACUGCCGCCGCUGCUGCUGAUGCGCCUGAGGGCUGGCAGUGGACGGACGAGGGGCGCGGCAAGUGGGGAUUCGUGGCCACUGAGGCGGGCCGCCAGCUGCGCAUACGGGUGCGCACGGAGCUGGAUGGGCCACGGCGGGAGCGGGGCGACGUGGUGGCGCAGCUGGUGUACCUGCGCGGCUAUGACGGCAUGGGGGCGGCGGCGCUGAGCUGCGAGUCUGGCUGCAGCUGCGGAGGAGGUGGAGGUGGAGGAGGAGGAGGAGGAGGAGGAGGAGGAGGAGGGGACGGGCUGGAGGAGGUUGCCAGCAGUACCGAGGCGGGCGUGGCUGCUGCUGCUGGGUCUGCUACUGGGCCCGCCCCUGCCCCCUGGCGCCUGGUGGUGGACGGCUACGGCGGCGACCGGCAGGUCACCGUGGCAGCCACCGCAGACUUCACGGUGAGCCAGGCGGCCGAGUGUGUGCUGCUGCUCACCACGCUGGGCCCCGCGGCGCCGCCUGCCGGGCCCCAGAAGCUGUCCGAUGACGAGCUAAAGGGGAGGCGGCGCUUUGGUGCGCCCGGCAGCAAAUUCAAGGUCAUGGGCAUACUGCUCGGUGAGGACCCGGCGGCUGCGGAGGCUGCCCGGACCGCGGGACGCCGUGGGGGCGGCAUGGUGGACUCGUUCCUGCGGGCUGAGAGCCUGGUGUCCGCUGUGGUGGCGCGCAAUGCCACCCUGCAGGCGGCCGUGGGCAGCGGUGCGGGGGCGGAGCCGGCCGGCGCGGCAUGAGAUGUGUUUGACAAGCUGGCAGGGCUUGCGCUGGAGCUCCUCCGCUGUUGAACACAGGAACAUUGACGGCCCAUGUCGGCCCAUAACCGCAUGACCGCUCUGCCUUAAGCGGUGUCGGGCGCCGGCUCAGUCCUUUCCGCCCCGCUCUGAAUGAGCUAUGCCUGAGCUUUAAGAUGGUUGGAGAUGGCUGUUGGCGGGUGAUGCGGUGUGGUGUAUCGUAGGGCGCUUGUGCGCAGCUGCGUGUCGGAGGCGGAGGCGGAGGCAACCCCCGUUUGCAUGCCGUCCGGCUACGUCCGUCGACGACGGAAGGCCGCUUUGGCGGCCGAUAGCCCCCAUACACCCCGCCACCGACGCCCAGUGGCCACAAACGCAUAGGGCAAAGGCGGUCCCGUCACUGGAUGGUGCAAUGGGACAGUGUUAAGGCAGGUUGGUAAAGUCCGGGUGGGGCGCGGCGCCUGGACGCUGGGGGGGGGAGGGGGGCGAGGGCCCCGGUAAACUCCGAGACCAGGAGAAGAUGAGAAGGCCGUGUUGUCUGUAAGCCAAACAGGUG